AGUCGCAAGCAAACACACCAGCCGCUCGGCACUCGUACCUCGCCAAAGCACACCUUUCCAGAGCAAACUCCGGUCUUGAGGCCUUCGAGCAAAGAUCGAACGAAAGCCAAAGAAUUCUCUCUCACUCUCGGUGCCAAUCAGUCUGCAGCCAGCUUAGGACCACCGUGUAUCCACCUCCAGUCGGACUGAUAUCCGCUGUUCCUCCGCAGGACCGAGAUGGGCGAACGCAAGGGACAAAACAAGUACUACCCGCCCGACUACAACCCCAACAAGGGCGGGUUGAACAAAUUCCUGGGCACGCACGCCCUCCGCGAGCGGGCCCGCAAGAUCCACCUGGGCAUCAUCAUCAUCCGCUUCGAGAUGCCGUACAACAUCUGGUGCGAGGGCUGCAACAACCACAUCGGCAUGGGCGUCCGGUACAACGCUGAAAAGACCAAGGUCGGCAUGUACUACAGCACCCCCGUGUACCAGUUCAAGAUGAAGUGCCACCUCUGCGACAACUACAUUGAGAUGAAAACGGACCCUGGCAACCUGGACUACCUCAUCGUGAGCGGGGCCCGGCGCCAGGAGAACCGGUGGGACCCUUUGCAGAACGAGCAGGUCGUCCCUGAGAAGAAGGAGACCUCGAGGAGGAUGGCGGACGACGCCAUGUUCAAACUCGAACACGAAACGCAGGACCAGUCGGCCGCCCAGGCCGCCGCCCCGAGACUCAAGCAGCUCAUGAACAGGGCCGAGGACGUUUGGAAGGACGACUACGGCGCCAACUGCGCCCUGAGGGCCGACUUCAGGGCCAAACGGAAGGACCUGAAGCGCAAGUCGGAAGAGGACGCGGCCCUGUUGGUGCGCAGCAGUCUGCAGAUGGAGUUGCUGGCCGAGACUGAGGAGGACCGGCGCAUGGCCAAGUUGAUGAAACUGACGCCGAAAGAGUCGGGCGCCGAACGGCUCCUCCGGACGGUCAAGAAGAUUGAGGAAAAACCAAUUCUCGAGUCGACCGUCAAGGAUGGGAAGGUUUUCAAAAAAUUGGAGGAAAAAGCUUCGGGACUGAAACCAAUUUCCUUGGGAAUCCGAAGGUCGGGUGAUAAAAAAGUCAAAGAGGAACCAAAGGAAGAGGACGAGGGUGGUCCUAGUGGAGUGACGGACGGACCGUCCGGUUCUGGACUAGGUGGACUUGUGGCCUAUGGCUCGUCGUCCGACAGCAGCUCAGACUGAUUGGCAUUUUCCUAUCACAUUGUUUAAGGUUAAAUAAUUCAUCAGAAAAAAAUGGAAUAUUAAAUUUUGAAAUAAUUUUUGGUUACAAUUGCUCCAAUUAUUUGGGAAUAAAUUAACGACUUCAUGAUUGUUAUAGAACCUUGUGUAUUUACGCUUAUAGAGAAUUAUGUCUCAAAUUAAAAAGAAUAUUUUGUAAAAUAGCCGAGUCUCGUAUAAUUUUCUCUGUGCCAGUUGGAAACCGA
This is a messenger RNA of Neocloeon triangulifer, 1451 nucleotides long. RefSeq names its product coiled-coil domain-containing protein 130 homolog. Gene Ontology annotation, biological process: mRNA splicing, via spliceosome. NCBI's taxonomy places the organism in Eukaryota, Metazoa, Arthropoda, Insecta, Ephemeroptera, Baetidae. The coding region runs from base 217 to 1209 and encodes 330 amino acids. The record is from RefSeq and is a predicted model, not a curated record. The transcript is spliced from 2 exons. Gene Ontology annotation, cellular component: post-mRNA release spliceosomal complex; U2-type spliceosomal complex.